AUGGCUACUACCACCACUACCACCACCAAUGCCACCACUCCUGUCCCAAUGGAUCCCCCUACUUACACCUCUACACCCGUAGAAGUUCACUUGUCGGGCUACAUCUUCUCCCUCGACGCUAUUGCCCAUCUCUGCGUCAAAGCCUACGGUAUGUCGGAGGAAUAUGUUCGAAAGCAGGGAACCAUCAACGUAGCGCAGAGAUUUUUGGACAAGCACAUCUCUCAAGACAGUCCCGAAUUCAUCCGUGUCGGUUGCCGAUCGUGCUGCAAGGAAUGGAACGACCCGACUUUUUCCCAACUCUAUCUUCUCACCUGUCGUCUCGCGUUCGUGGCUCCGCAAGCGAAGAUGCCAGACCUUUCUCUUGACGAGGAGACGAAGGCCUAUGCUGACUACUGGUAUCCUCCUUCGCUUCGAGGGCUGAAAGAGUUUUCGGACGUUCGCUACGUUCAAAUGCGCCAACCUACCCACCACGGAUUCACCAGAGCAAUGACUGGAAAGCAGUUCGAGUACAGGAUGAAGCAUGAAUCGAGGCUAGCCGACGAAUUUCUGGCGUUUAGAGCCCUGGACUGGAUGAAGGAACUUGAGGAAUAUGGGAGACCGACUUCGAUGAUGGAAGUCGUCGACAACGGCAAAGGCACUCCGGUCAUCCAGACUCUCUCGUGCAUGGUCUCCAUACAAGCGUCCAGAGCGUCCGCGCGCCAAGUAGCCCUCUCGCUCGUCUCCUCCUACCCCUCCUCGCCUCGAGCUUUCGGAAGGCUGUCACGCUUCUCCAUACUUGCGCUCACAAUCAACGCGGACAUCGCACCGAUGGCUAGCGUGACGAAACCCGCCGUCGACCUGCUCGCCCCUCGUCAAUCACGCGACUGA
Messenger RNA from Epithele typhae, 867 nucleotides. RefSeq lists its product as uncharacterized. The transcript is spliced from 4 exons. NCBI's taxonomy places the organism in Eukaryota, Fungi, Basidiomycota, Agaricomycetes, Polyporales, Epitheliaceae. The record is from RefSeq and is a predicted model, not a curated record. Bases 1 to 867 code for a protein of 288 amino acids.